UUGGUAUCAGCCGACCAGGAAUUGGAGGAGCUGGGCAACGGCUACGAGGUUGCCGAAGGGCCCCUCUGGUGGCACGAAGCGGGGCACCUUAUUUUUAGCGAAGUAAGGGGCAACAAACGACGGCAGUGGACUCCCGGCAGCGGCAUCACCCUGUUGCAGGAAUCGACCAACAACGCCAACGGACUGACCAGGGACCUCCAGGGCAGGAUGAUUCUCUGUGAAGGCGGCGCGGGGAGGGUGACGCGGAUGGAGCCGGACGGCAGCAUCACGGUGGUGGCCAACAGCUACCAGGGCAUGCGAUUGAACCGGCCCAACGACGUGGUGGUAAGGUCGUCGGACGGCAGCAUCUACUUUACUAACCCCGGAGCGCCGGACCCGGAAUUUCCGCUGCCAUACUCCGGCGUCUACCGAGUGUCUGCGGACCUGGGUACGAUUUCGCUAUUGGUGUCGGACUUUGCCUUUCCAAACGGCCUGGUUUUCUCGCCUGACGAAAGCAUCCUCUACAUCGCCGAUUAUCGCGGCGGAAGGAUCAGGGCGUUCGACGUGAACCCAAACGGGAUGUUGAACCUGGCCAGCGACCGGGUGUUCUGCCAGCUUAUCGCGCCCGUCCCCUCCACCCCUUAUGGCCCCGACGGAAUGAAGGUGGACGUCGAAGGCAACGUCUACAGCAGCGGGCCCGGCGGCGUGUGGAUCAUAGACCCGGCGGGCAACCAUCUGGGGACAAUCCACACCGGGGCGCAGACGACCAACGUGGGUUGGGGCGGGGACGACUGGAAGACCUUCGGCGGGGAGCUGAAGGAGUACGCCGAGACUGCCGAACGCUGCGGCUACGAGUCCUUGUGGGUCACCGAGCGGUAUUUCCACGAGGAGACCUUCUCCAUGCUGGGUUUUCUGGCCGCCGUGACCCAUGAUAUUAAGCUGGGCGUGGGAGUGGUCAACCCCUUUACGCGAAAUCCGGCGCUGACCGCAAUGUCGGCGGCCACCCUCGACCGCAUCUCCGGGGGGAGGUUCUUGCUUGGCCUUGGCAGGAGCGACAGUUGGGUGGUCCAGUACCGGAUGGGGAUACCGUACCGCGACCCCCGUGCCAGCCUCAAAGAGACGGUUGAGACCGUGCGCGCCCUGCUGUCGGGCAGUCCUGUAACUUCCGAAGGAGGCCAAUUCAAUCUGGCCAACGUGGGGCUUGCGACCUUGCCCGUACAAGACCGGCUCCCAAUCUAUCUCGCGGCGAUAGGUCCCAGGGCGCUGCGGCUGGCGGGCGCGGUCGCAGAUGGCGUGUUGCUAAACGCCUAUACUCCCACAACCUACAUCAGCUACGCCGUGGACGAAGUGCGGAGGGCCGCACUGGUGCGCCCGACCGACGACCCCGCGGGCAUGUUGGAAAGCCUCAAGUCGCGGGUAGUGCGGCUGCUGGACGAACCCCACGUCGGUGAGAUUCUGCUGGAGAAGGGUGGCUAUGAUCCGUCCAUACUGCCCGCGCUCCGGGAGUCGGUGAAACAGGACGGUGGGCGGGACGCGGUCAGCCUCAUAAGCGACGACAUGGUGGACUCGUUCUACGUCGUCGGUCCGCCUGAGCGGUGCAGGGAACGGAUCGAAGAAUAUCGCAGAGUUGGUGUCGACCUGCCACUGCUGCUCCCCAGACUGGAAGACUACAAGCAGGUGGCCACGACGCUGGCAGUCACUUGA
Molecule: messenger RNA, 1683 nt
Organism: Geodia barretti
Lineage: Eukaryota; Metazoa; Porifera; Demospongiae; Tetractinellida; Geodiidae
Source: the annotation of a GenBank genome assembly